AUGAAUCAUGGUGACAAUUUUAUCUUAUCGGUACAGGGUGCUGGCUUCAAUGGCUCCUACAACAUCCCACCUACUUCCACAGGUGUGAUAAUUUACGUGAAUCGUGACAAUGACAACACUUACGAAUAUGUAGCAGAGCCGCUGAGAUUCGGUGUACUUCCAGAAUGGGCUAAACCUAAGGAUCUGCUGCCAGUCAAGAAGGGAUCCGGAUUGGGUGCUAGUUAUUCAAGAGAAGUUCAGGCACAGCAAGCAAAGCUCUUCAAUUGCAGGAGAGAGACACUAUCGCAGCCAAAAUCGGUUUGGACUCAGCCCCGGGCGCACAAGCGUUGUGUUGUUCCUAUAACGGGGUACUUUGAAUGGCUCACCACGAAAUCAGGCGAGAAAACGCCUUACUACGUGCAUUCCGACAAGCCGCUAUUAUUCUUGGCUGGAUUGUAUGCCCAUAAUACGAACUACAAUAAGACGGACCUUGUCUCCCACUCACAGGAAUAUUUCUCUUCAUUCUCUAUCGUUACAGGACCAGCAACGGGCGAGGACAAGAAUGAUUUGAAGUGGCUACACUCUAGGAAACCUAUAUUCAUCAAAGAGUUUUCAAAGGAAUGGUAUCUGUGGCUCGAUCCAAAAGGUGGUUGGGAUGACUCGUUGUUGGAGUGUUUGAACACAGACACAAAUCCCGUCUAUGAGGAGCUAAAAUGGCACAUCGUUAGCAACACCGUGGGAAAUCCAAAGAAUCAUUCACAAGAGGUCAUCAAGGAGGUGAAGGUGAAACAAAAAUCGAUUUCGUCGUUCUUCUCCCCCAAAAAAAGAACUGCAGCGCCAAAGGAGGAAUCGGAAGGAAACGUAAAAGGUGAAGGUGUCAAGAAGGAAGAGAAGAAAGAUACCAUGAAUAUUAUGAACUUCGUGAGUAACACUAAAUCCAGAAGGACAGACAACAUGUAUGGCGAGCUGGGGGAUGGCUCGUUACCUAUUGCCAAAAGAGUCAAGCUAGAACAUCAAGGAUCUGAAACAGCAUUUCGAGAAGACUUGGACGACGCAGAUGAGGAGGAUGUAUGA
Molecule: messenger RNA, 1053 nt
Organism: Australozyma saopauloensis
Lineage: Eukaryota; Fungi; Ascomycota; Pichiomycetes; Serinales; Metschnikowiaceae
Product: putative peptide hydrolase
Exons: 1
Coding region: 1-1053 (350 amino acids)
Biological process (GO): DNA damage response
Molecular function (GO): single-stranded DNA binding
Source: RefSeq, a predicted model, not a curated record